Molecule: messenger RNA, 2021 nt
Organism: Polyodon spathula (Mississippi paddlefish)
Lineage: Eukaryota; Metazoa; Chordata; Actinopteri; Acipenseriformes; Polyodontidae
Product: UDP-glucuronosyltransferase 1-2-like
Exons: 5
Coding region: 1-1578 (525 amino acids)
Molecular function (GO): UDP-glycosyltransferase activity
Source: RefSeq, a predicted model, not a curated record
AUGGGGCGAGCAGUCUGCUAUCCACCACGGGGGUUGCUGCUGUUACUCGCUGUGCUGUGGUCUGCCGAAGGAGGCAAGCUUCUAGUAGUGCCCAUGGAUGGCAGUCACUGGCUCAGCAUGAAGAUCCUAGCAGAGGAAUUGGGACAGAGGGGGCACGAGGUGGUGGUUCUCACGCCAGAAGUCAACAUGGUGAUCAAGGGCUCAGCUUUGUACAAGACCAUGAUGUUUGAAGUUCCGUACAGCAAGGAAGAGCUAGCUGGCAUCUUAGGAGGCCUGAAGGAUAGCAUCUUUCACAAUGGAUCACACCAGGAAGGGCUCCUGAUUAACAUAGACAGGAUACAAGCAUUACAGGUCUUCCAGGCCAGGAGCUGCAAGAGUCUUCUGUAUAACUCAAAGCUGAUGGCACAGCUGGAGCGGAAGGAGUUUGAUGCCUUACUGACGGACCCCUUCCUGCCUUGCGGGGUGAUCAUCGCAGAGAAGCUGGCUGUCCCAGCUGUGUUCUUCCUGCGAGGGAUGCCAUGUGGGAUGGACAGGAUGGCAGCUCAGUGUCCCUCACCCCCAUCGUUCGUCCCCAGGGACUUCACCGUUAACACGGACCACAUGACAUUUCCCCAGAGGGUGCAGAACCUCCUCUCAGCCUUGUGGCAGCCGCUGCUCUGCAGAAUGAUCUUCUCCAGCUUUGAUGAGUUGGCCAGCCGCUACCUGCAGAGAGACAUCUCCUUUCAAGAGCUCAUGAGCCACGGGGUGGUUUGGCUGCUGAGAUAUGACUUCACCUUUGAGUACCCUAGGCCGCUGAUGCCCAACAUGGUCCUCAUAGGCGGCAUCAACUGUAGAGUCAAGAAGGGCUUACCUGUGGAGCUGGAGGAGUUUGUGAACAGCUCUGGAGAGCAUGGCUUUGUGGUCUUCACUCUGGGCUCCAUGAUUUCAGAAAUGCCGCUGGAGAAGGUCAACCAGUUUGCAGAAGCCCUGGGAAAGAUCCCACAAAAGGUUAUAUGGCGCCUCACUGGACCCACACCUGGUAACCUCUCUGCGAACAUCAAGCUCAUGAAAUGGCUGCCACAGAAUGAUCUUCUGGCCCACCCCAAGGCUCGUGUCUUCAUGACACACGGCGGGACACAUGGAAUCUACGAAGGAAUUUGCAAUGCCAUUCCCAUGGUGAUGCUGCCUCUGUUUGGAGACCAGGCUGAUAAUGUGCUGCGCGUAGCGUCCCAGGGAGCGGGCGUGGUCCUCAACAUCCACGAUAUGACAUCACAGAGCCUGCUGGAUGCACUCAACACCGUCAUCAACGACACGAGUUACAAAGAGAACAUGAUGAGACUGUCUGAAGUGCACAAGGACCGCCCCAUAGAACCCCUGGACCUGGCAGUUCAUUGGACAGAGUUUGUGAUGAGACACAAGGGGGCAGAGCAUCUCAGACCGGCGGCUCACGACCUCAACUGGAUCCAGUACCACUGCCUGGACGUGAUUGGCCUUUUGGUUGUCAUAGUGAUUGCUGUUACUUUAGUUACAGUUAAAAGUUGUGCAUUUUGCUUUAGGAAAUGCUGCAGAAGAUCCGGGAAGAAGAGGAAGACUGACUAAGUAAUAAUACAGGACAGGUUAUUAACAUAAGACAACUACACCCCUAAAGGUGUUCAGGGUGUAAUGAUCUCAUCAUAAUCACAGCCCUGCAGCUUUAAUCAAUGUUUAAAUCCAAAGCGUAAUUUUAUAAUAUUAUUUUCUCAAUGUGCAAAUGGGCCUCAAUGCUGUUUACUUUCUUUGCUAGCACGGUGGUGGUGAAACUCCGGCUGCUAGUGGUCGCCAAUUAUUUGUAUUGUUUUCUCCCCAAUUUAGUAAUGUCCAAUUAUUUUUAGACUGUCCACCGCUACCACCCGUGCUGACCUGGGAGAGGCGAAGCUGAUCACAUGCUGUCCUCCCAAGCGUGUUCCAUCAGCCGUCUGCUUCUUUACACACUGCAGAUUAACCAUGCAGCCAUCCAGCGCUACAUCGUCGGAGGACAACGCAGCCCUGGGUGGCAUUUCAAC